Pogona vitticeps (central bearded dragon) is the source of this 3165-nucleotide messenger RNA. The record is from RefSeq and is a predicted model, not a curated record. Lineage: Eukaryota; Metazoa; Chordata; Lepidosauria; Squamata; Agamidae.
AUGGGUGGUAUCGAUCAAAGUAAGGAUAGCCUUAAUGCGGCGGACCCUCUGGAUGGUGGUAUUGUUCCUCAUGGCUGUAAGGAUCAACUGACCAGUGGAGCCUUAGAGGAAACUAUUUUGGCCGUCUUAAGAGAGUCCUUGGACUUGGUAAAUACUGAAGUCGUGCUGGAUCAGGAUUGUGCAGGUGGACUGGAGACAGAUUACAGUGCAAACAGUCAUACAGCCCAGGGAACAUUCACGAUACUCUCAGGAACAUCUUUCAGCCCUGCUUUGCAAGAGAAAUCAUCAACAGCCUUCAAAGCUCUUGCCUUUGAUGUUCAGCAAAUGAUAGAUGAUAUAUUUCAAUCAAGUGAACUUCAAAAUGAAUAUAAGAACUGUAAAGUUUCCCAGUUUAGAAAUGGCAGUGUAAUUGUAUUAUUCAACCUUUUGUUUGGACAAUUGGUACCUGAUGAAAAGAUAAAGAAUGAACUGUCUUUGGGCAUUGAAGGAAAUAAAAGUGGCCUUUUGCAAACCUUCAUCAUUGAUGUGAACAGUAUAGAAAUAACAGAUAUGGGGAUACCUAAUACAAGCAGUCCUUUGACCACACCUGGUUUGGGCACCCUCAGAACAACCAGUGCUUUCACAUCAUCAGUUAAAUGUUUACCUCCUCAUCGACUUUGUGCUGAUGGUUUAAGCUGCAUAAGCAAAGAACUAUUUUGUGAUGGAAUACCAAACUGUCCAGAUGGUUCCGAUGAAUAUGAGAAAACAUGUGCUACAUCUUGUGACGGACAAUUUAUCCUGACCAGUUCUUCUGGAUCUUUUCACUCUAUUAAUUAUCCAGAGCCCUAUAUAUCAAAUACUGUUUGCCGGUGGAUCAUAUCUGUAAAUCAGGAGCUGUCCAUCAAAUUAAAUUUCAGUGCUUUUGACACACAAAAUUAUGUAGACACCUUAAGCAUUUAUGAAGGUUUAGGCCCUGCAAAGAUUCUAAGAGCUAUCCUCUGGGGUUCUAAUCCAGACACAAUUCAUAUUUUUUCUAACCAAGCCACAGUAGAAUUUGAGACUGAUUAUUCUGAAAACUAUAGUGGCUUUAAUGCAACAUACACAUCAUUUAAUACCAGCGAACUAAGCAACAUCCAGAAAAUUAACUGUACUUUUGAAGAUGGAUUUUGUUAUUGGAUUCAAGAUUUGGAUGAUGAUGAUGACUGGAUAAGAAUUAAUGGCCCCACCUUUCCUGUUACAUCUGGUCCUGAUUUUGAUCAUACGUUUGGCAAUAUAUCAGGCUAUUAUAUUUCAACUCCUGCACUCCUUGGAGGCAUACCAGUGAGAGUCAAACUUCUUAGCUUAGUGCUGAUCCCCACUUCAAACAUGUUCUGCCUAAGUUUCUGGUACCACAUGUAUGGUGCUACUGUGUAUCGUCUGAGCGUUAAAAUAAUACAUGAUGACAAUCAAAAUGUUGAACAGACAAUAUUCCAGAAAGAAGGGAAUUUUGGAAACAACUGGAACUAUGGGCAAAUAACAUUAAACGAAACAUCCAGUUUUAAAGUUGCUUUUGAAGCCCUUAAAAGGCCAGGAUGGGAUGACAUUGCCCUUGAUGAUAUAGGACUGACAAAUGGAGGCUGCAGAGAAAAUGUUUAUCCAGAGCCAACUUUAGUUCCCACAACCCCUACAACGCCUCUGCUACCAACUGAUUGUGGUGGGCCAUUUGACCUAUGGGAACCAAACACUACCUUUAGCUCAAUCAAUUAUCCCAACAACUACCCCAGCCAAGCUUCUUGUAUAUGGUAUUUAAAUGCAGAGGAAGGGAAAAACAUUCAGCUGCAUUUCCAGUAUUUUGAUCUGGAAAAUAUUUACGAUGUCGUAGAAAUCAGAGAUGGUAGAGGAGAUGAUUCUUUAUUUCUGGCUGUAUAUACAGGAAAUUCCCCAGUGCCGGAUGUAUUCUCUGCAACUCACCAGAUCACAGUGUUCUUCAUUACUGACAAAAGUGGAGUGAAGUCAGGAUUUAUAGCUAAUUUUACAACAGGCUACCAUUUGGGCAUGCCAGAUCCCUGUGCACCAAGUUUUUAUCAGUGUGGAAGUGGAGAAUGCAUACCAGUGGUUUACCUUUGUGACCAAACACAACACUGUAAUGAUAAUUCUGAUGAAACAGACUGUGUGCGCUUGGUCAAUGGUUCUCUUGGCCUCAGUGGGUUGGUCCAGUUCAAGGUUGAGAAUGAAUGGCAUACAGCAUGUGGAGAUGACUGGCCUAUGGAAUCCUCAAGCAGAAUUUGCCACUGGUUAGGACUCGGAGAUCUGAAUAAUUCAUCUCCCAUCUUGUUUAAUGGGACUGGUCCUUUUGUAGAAGUUACAAAAGCUGUCAACAACAGCUUAAUACUAACACCAAUGGCACAAUGUGUUGAUAAUUUGGUGAUGCAUCUGCAAUGCAAGAAUAAAGCAUGUGGAGAAAGAUGGAUUACUCAAAAACACACAGCAAAAAUUGUUGGUGGCUCUGAUGCUCAGGAAGGGGCUUGGCCAUGGGUGGUCUCAUUAUAUUUUAACUCCAGACCAACCUGUGGAGCUUCUCUUGUCAACAAUGAAUGGCUGGUCUCUGCUGCCCACUGUGUCUAUGGGAGGAAUAUGAAGCCAUCUCAGUGGAAAGCAUAUCUCGGCUUGCACACUAAUCUGAAUCUGUCAUAUCCACAAAUAAUAAUUCGGGAAAUUGAUCAAAUUAUCAUAAAUCCCCAUUACAAUAAGAGAACAAAGGACAGUGACAUCGCUUUGAUGCAUCUCCAAUUCAGAGUAAAUUACACAGAUUACAUUCAGCCCAUUUGCCUCCCAGAAGAAAACAAACCAUUUUUGCCAGGAACUAAUUGCUCAAUCGCUGGAUGGGGAAGAACCACAAAUCAAGGUACAGGUUCGCCUGCAAGUAUAUUACAAGAAGCAGAGGUCCCUCUUAUAACUUAUGAGAAAUGCCAGCAACUGAUGCCAGAGUACAAUAUUACUGAAAAUAUGAUAUGUGCCGGAUAUGAUGAAGGUGGAAUUGAUUCCUGUCAGGGUGAUUCUGGUGGACCCCUGAUGUGUCAAGAUAAGGAAAGGUGGAUAUUGGCUGGUGUGACGUCCUUUGGUUAUCAGUGUGCACUGCCACAUCGCCCUGGUGUAUAUGUGAAUGUUUCAAAAUUUGUUGACUGGAUAAAAAGAAUAAUUCAUUAA